AUUCUAGCUUCGAGUUGUUUAGUUGUUUCAUUAGCAAUAGUCGCCCGUCGUUGUCGUCGUCUCGUUAGCCUUGUGAUCGCCCGCGAGACACGUAGCUCCGCUCGUGGCUGUAGUGGUUCGCGCAACUCUCCGACAAUCAAUCUCCGUGACCAGCCGACGAAUGGAUGAUAUCAAGGAAAAUUUUAUUCCCAACCUUCGCUUCGCCGAGAACGACGAGGAAGAGCUGGUGGAAGAGAUUGGCCUCACGAAACGUCCCACAAUUCAAUCACUUCGCCAGCGCAAAUCGCAACUCGACAUGCUGGAACAGAUGGAGCAGACGGACGAGCAGGAAAAACUAAGCGAACUGCGCCAACGUCGGAAAGGUGGAAGCGUUCGAUUCGCGGCUUCAAAGAAAACGCAACCUUUGUUCAUUCAGUCAAAAACCGCAACCUCCGAGAAGGACGCUCCCUUCGGCGAGAGUCUGAUGGUGAUGGAGUUUGGCGAAAGUGCCCCAACGGAAGCGAUCCAGUGGAUUGUGGAGAAGAUGCGUGAACGGCGGGUUGAUGGAGGAAUGGAGCUGAUCGUACGCAAGGAACCGCUCAGCAAGGAUAGUCAAUCGAUCAUUUUUCAUAUCUCCGCGUCGGCCACCAAGCUACUGGAGAUUGCCGACGACAUGGGGUUCAUGAAGCGCACCAAAACCGGCAUCAUACGCAACUUUAACGUGGCCUGUCUGGAUGAGUUCUUUUGCGAUGAAAGCAUGUCGCUGGAGGACAUCCUCACUCACGCCGAUCGGCAGAUUAUCGUCAAGUAUGCACUCGAAUCGAUCCGUGCGGCGGAUGAUGAACACAGGAUCCCCGGUACCAAGAUCAUUCUCUACCAUGGCCAAUCGAUCGUGCAGGCGGCACAAAGUGGCGAACUAAUUACGUCCCUCUACUCGCUGCACGAUAAGCGGCGGCUGAAGGAGCUACGUCACCGCUGGACGAAACCGACCGCACCGCAACCGAUCGACGAAAUUAGGGACUACUUCGGCGAAAGCGUCGGAAUGUACUUCUCCUUUCUUGGCUUCUACACUUACGCCCUGGCCGUACCGACCGUACUCGGCUUUCUGCAGCUUGGCCUCUCGGAGGAAACGGAAACCGUGCCGUUCUUCUGCGUGUUCUACGUCGUCUGGAUGAAGGUGUUUCUGGAGUUGUGGAAGCGCAAAAGUUCGUCUCACGCGUACCGCUGGGGCACAGUCACGAUGACCAAUCUGGAUGAGCCACGCGUAGGGUACUAUGGAAAGCUGGCGCGCGAUCCCAUCACCGGCAAGUGGACACCGCACUACCCGAAGUGGAAAACCUACGCCCAAAUGUACUGCGUAACUGCUCCGAUUAUCGGUCUGUGCAUGGCGAUCGCUGGGUUCGUGACCAUCUUUCAGUUUUACGUCGAGGCGCAUCUGGCCGAGCAGUUUGGACCGGAUGCGUACAUACUCUACUUGCCGUCGGUGGUGAACGCGAUUUACAUUGCUCUGUCAACGCUCGCGUACGAUCGUUUGGCCACACUGCUGACCGAUCGGGAAAACCACCGCACCCAGAGCCAGUACGAGCGGCAUCGUGUAAACAAAUUGAUAGUGCUCGAGUUCGUCAACAACUUUCUCUGCCUGUUCUACAUCGCUUUCGUGCUGCAGGACAUGCGAAUGCUCAAGACACAACUCAUGAUGCAGUUGAUCGUGCUGCAGUUCUUGCAGAAUGUGUUCGAAAACCUGUACCCCUAUCUGAAGAAAAAAGUUGGACUGAAGAUCGUUCGGAUGUUUGUCACCUCGAAGUACGACAAGCUGAAGGAAGCACACGACGCACACGAGGAACUGGGCAUUCUAUCGUUGCCGGAAGACGAUCCACGGGUGCUUCAGACGCGCAAGGAAACGAUUCUGGAGGAGUACAAUACCUACGAUGACUACCUGGAGCUGUACAUUCAGUUCGGUUACGUGGUCCUAUUUUCCUCCGUCGCUCCGCUAACCGCUUUCUGGGCCCUGCUCAACAACGUGAUCGAGAUACGGCUCGAUGCAUACAAGCUGUGCAGCUUCUUUAAGCGGCCCUUCGCACGGCGAACGAAAAACAUUGGCGCGUGGCAGCUAGCAUUCGAAACGUUGGCCAUCGUCUCCAUUUUGACCAACUGCGGCAUUCUUUAUCUUUCGCCACAGAUGAGAGAGCUUGGCGCCGGAAUGAGCCGCGAAGCGUACACACUUACCUUCCUCAUUAUCGAGCACGUUUUGCUUGGGAUGACGUGGUUCAUUUAUAAAGCGAUUCCGGACACACCGCACUGGGUACGGGUGGCGCUGGCAAAAGCGGAACAUGACUCCAGGCAGGCACUAAAACGUGAGAAUGCGCAGCGAUCUCGUAAUGUACUGUUCCGUCGGUUUCGCAGCGUUUACGAUACGCAUUCGAUGCUCAACUGAUCCCAAAUGAAAGGCAAAAAGUGAUCUUCUCUUUACGUGCUUUUGUCGUGAUCUUUUUUUAAAAGAAUCUUGAAAUGAAUCUGUUGAAGAUAAAAUACC
This is a messenger RNA of Anopheles cruzii, 2512 nucleotides long. RefSeq names its product anoctamin-10-like. The record is from RefSeq and is a predicted model, not a curated record. The transcript has 6 exons. Gene Ontology annotation, molecular function: chloride channel activity. Gene Ontology annotation, cellular component: plasma membrane. Gene Ontology annotation, biological process: chloride transmembrane transport. NCBI's taxonomy places the organism in Eukaryota, Metazoa, Arthropoda, Insecta, Diptera, Culicidae. Bases 161 to 2413 code for a protein of 750 amino acids.